Ruditapes philippinarum (Manila clam) is the source of this 1027-nucleotide messenger RNA. RefSeq lists its product as uncharacterized. NCBI's taxonomy places the organism in Eukaryota, Metazoa, Mollusca, Bivalvia, Venerida, Veneridae. Bases 464 to 847 code for a protein of 127 amino acids. The transcript is spliced from 3 exons. The record is from RefSeq and is a predicted model, not a curated record.
AUAACAAUGUUAAUGAAUUUUUAUGAUCAAGCUAUAGCAAAUGUUUAUUAAGUAUUUCCUGUUUUAAGUGGUAUUCACAAUGCUUAUGAUAGUAAUUGUAUAGUUCAUAAAUUAAAUAUCUUAAGCAAUGGAUUUCUAGUGGAAAUGGAAAACCUAGUUUCGUUUUCCUGUGACUGUUUUAUGUUAAAAAAUAACUCAUUAUUUGAAACGCAUUAAGCUAAGUUAGCAAAGUAAGAGAGAUAAAUAAAUGUUUAAAUCGACAACGAGCUCGAGAUCUUGUUUGCUUUUUGUUCGUUUUUAUUUUUAGUUUGGGGAUUAAGUAGGGAAAAUGAGAGAAACAAUUUAAGGGGAAACAUUUUUUUGGGGGGUUAAAUAGAAAAAAGGAGUGAAAUAUUUAUUGGGAAAGCAAUAAAAUAAGUGAAGUAAAACCAUUAAUUAACAACUUUAUGUGAACUGCAAUGUUAUGGAUGUUGAAGUUAUGAGAAAUUGUACAAACAACGUCGGCUUGAGGCAACGUUCAAUGGCGGUCAACACAGUUGUCAAUUUUAUCUUUAUUACUGUAUCAAUGAUGUGUUUAACAAAUAUGGUAGACUGUUACUACAUUCAAAGCAACAUAUCCAAACAUGAUCUAUUAGAAGCACUACUCAAUCAUAGUCGUUACGACCCAAGUAUUCCACCAGAGUACAUUACAGAAGAAGGAGCAACCACUAAAGUGAAAAUUCAGCUGACGAUCCAUGAUAUUAUUUCUGAGAAUGAGAAGAAUAUGGUAAGAAGUUUGAAGCAUUUUAUUGGCAUAGCUACUAUUAGGUCAUCUAUGCCCGGGCCUACAACUUGGUCAAUAAAUUGAAAUUUUCAAAAGUUCCAAAUAUACAAUAAAAACAGGCGGGGUUGGGAUGGUAUUGGGUUCAAGCCGUAUGGUCAAAUCAAGUGUGUGUUAAGCUUAUGCAUGUUUAACCACCCUCAAUAAAGUUUACAUCUAAUCAAAAUCGUAGUUUAGAUUGUUGUUUUGAUACUUUUCCUUGGAAAU